AGGGAAUUUGAGGAGGCAGAAGGAAACUCAUGGAAAUUGGAUAUCAAAGGGUUGGGAAUCAAAGAAGAUCUAUAGAGUCAUUUUGGCUUCCAUUUUACAUUAACAAACCCUUUGCUAAAUACUUUCUUCUUUUCUUCAUUUUCCUCCUUGUAAUUGGUUCAUACUUGUGGACAACUCUACUCGACACAACCUCAAACGUAUGGCAAAGUAGGAGAGGGAAAUUUCCACUUAAUUGUUCAUCUGGUAACAACACAAGAACAUGUCCAGUAAAUUACUACCCAGCAGAUUACAAAUUCGUUAACGACAACCCUUCAUCGUCUUCUCCAAAAUGUCCACAUUACUUUCAUUGGAUACACGAAGAUUUAAAACCAUGGAGGAAAACAGGUAUAACUGAAGAAAUGGUGGAGAGGGCUAACAGGACAGCCAAUUUUAGACUUGUAAUAUUGAAUGGAAGGGCUUAUGUAGAAACAUAUGAAAAGGGGUUUCAAACUAGAGAUGUUUUUACAUUAUGGGGAAUUCUUCAGUUGUUAAGAAGGUACCCUGGAAAAAUUCCUGAUCUUGAUAUGAUGUUCGAUUGUGUCGAUUGGCCUGUUGUUAGAUCAAGUGAUUUUGCUGGGGAAAAUGCUGUUGCUCCUCCCCCUUUGUUUCGAUAUUGUGGGGAUAACGAAACGUUGGAUAUUGUUUUUCCUGAUUGGUCUUUUUGGGGAUGGGCUGAAAUCAAUAUAAAGCCAUGGCAAGACUUGUUGAAAGAUCUUGACAAAGGGAAUAAGAUGCAGAGAUGGAUGAAUAGGGAGCCAUAUGCUUACUGGAAAGGCAAUCCGGAAGUCGCUGAGAAGAGAAUGGAACUCGUUAAGUGCAAUGUGACUGAAAAUCAGGAAUCGAAUGCUCGCAUUUAUGUCCAGGAUUGGAAAGAAGAGAUAAAGCAAGGAUUCAAGCAUUCCGACUUAGGAAAUCAAUGUCACCAUAGAUACAAAAUAUACAUUGAAGGAUCUGCUUGGUCUGUUAGUGAGAAAUAUAUUCUUGCUUGUGACUCAGUUUCUUUGCUAGUAACACCUCACUACUAUGAUUUCUUCUCAAGAAGUUUGUUGCCACUAGUCCACUAUUGGCCCAUAAAUGAAGAUGACAAGUGUGGAUCCAUCAAAUUUGCAGUUGAUUGGGGCAAUAAGUACAAGAAAAAGGUACAAAGAAUUGGUAGAAAAGCAAGUGAUUUUAUUCAAGAGGAUUUGAGGAUGGAGUAUGUAUAUGAUUACAUGUUUCAUCUAUUAAAUGAAUAUGCUAAGCUGCUUAAAUACAAGCCAAGUGUGCCUAAAAAUGCAAGUGAACUCUGCUCAGAGAUAAUGGCAUGUCCAGCUGAAGGUACUGAAAAGAAGUUAAUGAUGGAAUCAAUGGUGAAUUGGCCAAUUGAUGAAAGUCCAUGCAAAAUGCCUAUACCUUUUAAUAAAUUGUCUCUUGAUUCAUAUCAUAAAAGAAAACAAAAUUCAAUAAAAGAGGUCCGUACAUUGGAGAGAGAUUACUUGAGGGAGCAAAGAGUGAAAACUAAGAUACUAGGUUAG
Molecule: messenger RNA, 1553 nt
Organism: Solanum verrucosum
Lineage: Eukaryota; Viridiplantae; Streptophyta; Magnoliopsida; Solanales; Solanaceae
Exons: 6
Coding region: 30-1553 (507 amino acids)
Source: RefSeq, a predicted model, not a curated record